UAACAGUCUCCAGUGCCUGUACCCAGCUGUUAUAUUUGGCUUUCCUUCAAGACCCUCUUCGUCUCUAGACGUCCAGUCUCUUACUUCUCACCGGAUCGAAAACUCUGUUGUUAUUUUGCCAAUUUCGAAGGAAUUACCCCCGCAGCCAUGAGUGAGGUGAUCAGGUAUGAGCUGUCGGAUAUCGACAAAAUGGGCUUCACCAAGACUGUGAAAAUCGUCUUCUUCUAUGAGUUACAAGCUACCAUCAACUCAGAGAGCAUAGUCUCCUCCUUGCUGGAAGGGAUCAGAAACGCAACCCGCCAGCUGCCCUUCAUGGCAGGAGACCUCCAGUUCAACGAAUCCGGGAAGCUCUGCAGCGUGACCACACCUGAAAGCGAAGUCGAAGUCAACAUCCGCCGAUUCGAGUCCACAGAGAGCGAGUCUUUCUCUGUCUUAGCGAAGGGCUCAUUCUCUCCACAAUUGGACCUGACCCGGUUUCUUCCCGAAGAGCCAGUCGGCAAACAGCCAGCCUGCAAAAUACAAAUCGGUGUCAUCGAGGGAGGCCUCACCCUGGGGCUGAGACUAAACCACGCAGCUGGGGACUGGACAUCCCUCGAUACCUGCCUCUCUCUUAUCAGCCAGAGCACCAAGGCACAUCUCGAAGGCCAGCCGAUGCCCACCUACACCCCGGACCUCAACAGAGCCGCGUUCAACACCCCAGCGCCUGACACCGCCAUCACCCGAGCCGAGCAACUCGCAAAAGUCCCAUUCUUCAGCGUAAUCGAGAAGAGUCAAUUCAAGAUUAACCCACCUCCACCCUGCCGAGCAAACAUCUACCGGAUCUCUGAACCCAUCAUCCAACAACUCAAAUCCGAAUGCACCCCCCACCUCGACGGCGUCGACUACAUCACCUCCUACGACUGCAUCUCCGCCCUAAUCUGGACAGCCAUCACCCGCGCCCGCCUCCUCGUCCACCCGGACAAAUCCAACACCCCAACCUGUUUCGUCCACCCCAUCGACGUCCGCACGCGCGAUCCAGACCAAAAGACCUCACCCCAGUACUUCGGCAACGCGGUCCUUGGCACCCUCGCCGGCCCGCUCCCCGCCCAGGAACUGAUCGCAUCAGCCGAUGACGGAACAACCGCUCGCGGCCUCGCCACAGCCGCCAGCCACGUCCGCCGAUCGAUCUCGCGCAUCGACGUCUCCUCCUUUGCCGCCAUGACGGGCCUGGUGGCCUCUCUGACGCCGACAGAGACCCUCGCCCCCAACGCCGACUUCGGGGAUAUGGACCUGUUCAUGAACACGUGGUACUCGGGCAGUGUGGAGAAGUACGAUCUCGGGGCCGGGGUGAUGCCGGCGGCCGUGCGCGUGCAGGCGGGCAUGCCCGGCGCGUGCGCAAGCAUCUUGCCGAAUUUCUCGCGCGGGGGGCCCAGGGUCUUUGAUGUCUAUGUGCAGGCGCCGGUGGACGUGUACGAGGUCCUUGGCAGGGAUGAGGAGUUUGUGAAGUAUUUUGAGCUUGUUGCAUGAGGGGCGUUGGAUCCUGAGUUGCGGAAUGAUUUUGGACUUGUGACUUUAGACUUUGCUAUCGGCUGAUUAAUCGUACUUGAAGGAUCAUUCUGGGAACUAUGGAUUUGUUAAGAGCUCAUCUAACGCAUACAGAACCGCUGGGUGCAGAAUUAAGGCUUUCCAC
This is a messenger RNA of Aspergillus japonicus CBS 114.51, 1669 nucleotides long. RefSeq lists its product as uncharacterized. Gene Ontology annotation, molecular function: acyltransferase activity, transferring groups other than amino-acyl groups. Bases 148 to 1506 code for a protein of 452 amino acids. The record is from RefSeq and is a predicted model, not a curated record. Lineage: Eukaryota; Fungi; Ascomycota; Eurotiomycetes; Eurotiales; Aspergillaceae. The transcript has a single exon. Gene Ontology annotation, biological process: secondary metabolite biosynthetic process.